AUGGCUGGAAUAUUUCCCGACGCCAAAUCGGUCGAUGAGUUGUGGAAUCUCAUGUCGACGGGGCGGUCAACAGUUGCUCCUGCACCCGAACGAGUUGGACUAGACCAGCUUGCCGAAGAUGUCUUCAAGGUCAAAUGGUGGGGCAACUUCAUUGACCAACACGAUACAUUCGAUCACAAGUUCUUCAAUAAGUCGACCCGAGAGGCGACGGCUUGUGAUCCGCAGCAGAGGAAGCUACUUGAGGUGGUGUACGAGGCUCUGUCAUCUUCAGGGCAACUCAGUCCAGAGACACAUUCGAAUCCACAAGACUACGGAUGUUACAUCGGAGCCGUGAUGAACAACUAUGCCGAGAACCUAAGCUGCCACCCUCCUACGGCAUAUGCAACGACGGGCACUGGUAGAUCCUAUCUGAGUGGUGCCAUCAGUCAUCACUUCGGCUGGAGCGGACCAGCCAUGACUAUUGAUACGGCUUGUUCGUCUUCGCUUGUGGCUAUACAUACCGCUUGCCGUGCCAUUGCGUCCGGAGAAUGCAGCCGUGCGGUCGCAGGAGGCGCGAAUAUCAUCACCUGCCCGCAUGACUACCGAGAUCUAAAGGCAGCAGGCUUUCUGAGUCCCAACGGUCAAUGCAAGCCGUUUGAUGCACAGGCCGACGGAUACUGUCGUGGCGAAGGCGUCGGUGUUGUCGUCUUGAAAUCUCUAUCCGCCGCUCUCGAAGAAGACGACAUUAUUCUUGGAGUUGUCAUCGGCUCUGCCACCAACCAGAACCAUGAAGGAGGGCCCAUAGUGGUGCCGAGUGCAAAGUCUCAGGCGAGUCUUCUAAGAAAAGUCAUGGACUUGGCGAAUGUUACACGUGAGGAUGUGUCGUACGUCGAAGCCCAUGGCACCGGCACAAGCGUUGGUGAUCCGAUCGAGGUUUCCAGUCUGCGAGAAGCUUUCGGUGGGGCCUCCAGAACGUCGAAGCUGUACUUCUCUUCCAUCAAGGGAAAUAUUGGCCACGCUGAAGCAGCUUCUGGUGCGGCCGGCUUGAUCAAAACGCUUCUCAUGUUGAAAAAUAGCCGCAUACCCCCGCAGGCUAGCUUUCAAUCAUUGAACCCCAACAUACCGACACUGGCUCCUGAUAAGAUGGAGAUUCCCCGACAACUAACUCCAUGGGACGCAAGAGAACGAAUCGCUUGUGUCAACAACUACGGCGCCGCUGGAAGCAAUUCGGUUGUGAUGAUCCGCGAUGCCCCUACAAAUGAGUCGGACUUGGGGGUACUAGAUGAGCAGCCAGUUGCACCAUCAAAAUGGCCGCUUAUCCUAUCCGCUUCGGAUGAAGAAUCGCUGUCGCAAUACGCCCAGGAAGUGCUUGAUUUGGUGCGACGCGUGGGUCCAGCGAAGCCAUCCGGUUUCGAUCUUCCAGACAUUCUCUUUCACUUGGCCCAACGUGCCAAUCAUGCUCUUAAAAUUGUCGUUUCGACAACGGUGUCUGAUAUGAGAGAGCUCGAGAUGAUUCUCUCCCAGGUGGCUUCAAGGUGUAGCUUAAUAACAAAAGUUUUGUCGCCGCCACCGAUCAUCCUCGUCUUUGGUGGCCAAGACGGUCGCUAUGUCGGUCUCUCAGAAGAUAUGUACAAAUCAUCGCAAAUAUUACGACACCAUCUGAACAGUUGCCAGCACGUCUGUUUGAAACUCGGAUUCGAGGGCAUUUUCCCAGCGAUCUUCCAGCGAACCCCAAUUUCAGACCUCGUAACGCUGCACACUGCUUUGUUCGCAAUUCAGUACUCCUCCGCCAGAGCAUGGAUGGACUGUGGGCUCAAGAUAGAGGCAGUUGUGGGUCACAGUUUCGGCCAACUAACAGCACUUUGCAUCUCUGGGGCUUUGUCACUGAGCGACGCUUUGAAGUUAGUGGCAGGCAGGGCAUCCCUUGUGGAAAAGUCUUGGGGUCCUGAGCCAGGCUCAAUGCUUGCAUUGAACGCUGAUCGAGAAUACGUCACUCUUCUACUUAGACAAGUCGAGGGUCUUGAGGUGGCUUGUUUCAACGGACCCAGAAGCCACGUUGUCGUUGGUUCUGCUAAGGCUAUCCGGGAUGCAGAGACUUUGAUCACUCGUGAUGAGACGAUGCGAGGCUCGGUUCGUUGCCAGACUUUGGAUGUCACCCACGGAUUUCAUUCGGCCCUCGCAGAACCCUUGCUUCAACAGCUUUUGGAGCUCGCGGAGAGUCUCUGCUGGAAGACUCCAACGAUUCACCUUGAAGUUUGCAGCGACAAGCAUGGUGAUAGUAUGCCUGAUUCGCAUCUUGUCGUGGAACAUAUGAGAGGCCCGGUAUGUUUCCAUCAUGCGAUUGAACGGCUUUUACAGAAAUAUCCCCGAGCUACUUGGAUUGAGGCUGGACGAGGGACCUCCGCCACCCAGCUCGUUCGGUCAUGCAUUCAAUCUCAAAACGGUCACUCUUUCGUGGGCCCACAGUUGACUGCCUCGUCUGCUCAAGAUUCUCUCGUUGAUGCCGCGAUCAAGUUGUGGAAGGAAGGGCACAAUGUGCAAUACUGGCCGUUCCACCGACGUCAGAGACGCCAAUACCAAUCUCUCAGCUUGCCGCCCUACCAGUUUCAGAAGACUCGACAUUGGUUACCUUAUAUCGGUCUAAAACACGGCGCAGAAAGUCCGGCUCGUCCCUUGACAGAAGGUCCGGACCCUGAGGAAUUCCUGUCUUUGAUCAAAGGCGACAGUUCGACGGAGAGCUACUUCAAGAUUUCAGCCAAAAGUGAGCGCUUUCAAUCCUUGGUGAAGGGACACAUCAUGUGCGAAUAUGCGAGCAUGCCGGCUUCGGCGUACAUAGAGGCUGUUUCCAGAGCUGCUCUGAAGCUUCAAGACUUGGAUCUCGCCGCAUGGAGGCCUGCCGUUGAAGAUCUCACUAUGAAGGCACCGGUUGUUUUAAAUCUGGACAAAGAGCCUCCUAAAAUUCUUCUUAGUAUGCGACGCAUCGAAAAUACUUGGCCGUCAUGGUUCUUUUCUAUCACGGUGGAGCACAUACAGAAAGCUGGCGAAGACAUGAUUGAUGUUCAGGAGACAACGACUGGCAUGGUACACCUAAGAGAGCGAAACGACCCUAGAGUUACACAAGAGUUCCGCCGAUUUGGAUCGCUAAUCGGAGACUGUCGCUGGCAAAAUAUUAUGGAGCACCCUGAUGCGGAGGCCAUGCAAGGGAAGCAUAUCUACAGAGCAUUUGAGGGAGUCGUUCAGUACUCAGAUGCAUUCAAGGGGAUCAAGGCCAUCGCCAGCUUGGGGACCGAAGCCGCAGGUGUGGUGAGAAUCUCGCACGACAGCCAUGGAACGCUCGAUCAGCGGCUUGUCGACACGCCAAUGAUUGACAGCUUCUUGCAGUUCGGUGGCUUCUUAGUCAACUACUUCAAUAUAACAACAACGCCCGACAGCCUGUUGGUCUGCCAUCGAAUCCAGCGUUUGCAGCUCGGUCCCGCUUUCUCCCCGGAUGUCAAAGAUUGGCUUGUUCUUGCGAAUAUGACUUCUGAAAACGACGAGAACGUGUCCGUCGAUGUUUAUGUUUCCGAGGCACAGACCAAGAAGAUGGUCCUCAUCGCAUUUGCUAUGGGCUUUACGAAGAUAUCUCGAACAUCCCUCACGAGGAUUUUACGUGGCUCCUCUAAGGACCCAGCCUCGUCGUCCGUCAUUUGCACAGAGGAGACAACUCUCCCAUCUGAGACUAAUACGUCCGAAGAGGUCAGCAUCAGAAACAAGGGCGGGUCUACUAGCAAACGAUCGGAGGUACUCAAGAUCGCGGCUAGUAUCGCAGACAUUCCUAUCGACGACCUUUCUGGCAAAGAGGCUCUCCCUGAUGUUGGCAUCGACUCCUUGGGGGCUACUGAGAUGAUCGGUGAUAUCGCCUCGGCACUGAAUGUGACAAUCGAUUUGUCUACGUUUUUACUAUUUACCGAUAUUAACGCCAUCGUUUCUCAUGUUGAUAGAGAGCUAGGCUUAAGUUCUGCGAACGAGGAAAGCCCAGCAUCUCAAGUCCCCCCAGAGCCACCGACAAGAAAUAGAGGGUUGCAAAGUCUGUCAAACUUACCAACCCAACGGCCUGCGCAACGAUCUCCGAGGGAGUUCAAAGACACACCAGGGUCAUGCGGUGGGUUCAAUGAGAAGACAGAAGAACUGCCAACCAUCAAUUCCAUUCACAAAUCUUUGGAUGAGGUGCGGCUCAGCUUUGACCGGCUCGGGGCAUCGACGAGCGCUCUCGACUAUUGGUCUGAGAUUCAUCCUGGCGAUGUUCGUCUAGUCCUGGCCUACGUAUCUCAGGCUUUCCAGACCUUAGGUUGCGAUCUACUGGCACUGAAUCCUGGAGAUACCGUGCCGAUUGUGACAGGCAUUUUGCCUCGUCACCAGCAGCUCGUACAUCGGCUUUACCGCUUUUUGGAAGACGAAAACAUCGUAGAGUCUUCCGGGGACUGUUUCAUCAGGACUAGCAAGACCAUGGACACCACAUCAGGAGAACAGGUUUUCCAGCAUAUCAUAGACAAACACCCCCUAAACGCUCCAAUUCGUCACCUUCUAAGAGCUGUAGGGCCUCAUCUCGCUGCGUGCCUCGUUGGAGAUCAUGACGUCCUCCAAGUGCUCUUCGGCAACCGAGCAAACAAGAGGUGGCUCGACGAUCUUUAUCGAAAGUGGCCCAUGUUAGUAACAGCCACUCAUCUGCUGGGCGAUUUCUUGUGUCGAUCUUUCAGUCAUAGUAGCGGUUCUGGCCCAUUCCGCAUCUUAGAAGUUGGAGCUGGCACAGGAGGCACAACGCGCCAUGUCGUUGACUUACUGGUCCAAGUCGGAAUCCCUUUCGAGUACCAUUUCACCGACCUAUCUGCAUCGCUUGUCCAGAAGGCCAAGACUUCUUUCGCAGGAAUCAGCGGCAUGACCUUUGGGGUUUUGGACAUCGAGAGCGAGCCGACUGCUGAGCUCACUGAGGCGUUCCACGUCAUCAUAUCGACGAAUUGCAUCCACGCAACUAGGAACAUAACCUCAAGCCUGGCCAAUCUGCGCAAGAUGCUCCGUGAAGACGGUGCCCUUGCCCUGAUUGAGAUGACGCCAACUCGGCAGCUGUACGUCUUUGAUAUAAUCGUCGGUCUGCUGGAGGGCUGGUGGCUCUUUAACGAUGGUCGUUCCCAUGCCUUGGCUGAUGCGGAACAUUGGCAACAUGCUUUUUUAAGCGCAGGCUUUGCAGAUGUACAAUGGUCUGAUGGAGAGUCGCUCGAGGCCAAGACUGUCAGAGUGAUAUGUGGGUUUCAGAAGCCUGGGUCUGCCCGACUUGACACAGGUGCCGACAAGAUCGAACACGGUCAGGUGGAGAUUGACGUGCAGGAAGUGGUCUACAAAACAGUGGGGUCCCAACAGAUUCACGCAGAUAUUUAUUAUCCUCAAGUGGCAAACCCAGCCAAGAAGAUGCCGAUCGCUCUGAUGAUACAUGGAGGAAGUCACAUCAUUUUCUCCCGCAAGGAUAUCAGACCUCCGCAGACGCGCAUCAUGAUUGACAUGGGGCUUUUGCCAGUCAGCCUCGACCAUCGGCUAUGCCCGGAGUCCCGACUUGCUGACGGUCCCAUGGUUGAUGUAUGCGAUGCACUUGAAUGGGCUCAAAAGAUACUGCCGUACGUCGAACUGAGGAACCCCGACGUCAGACCUGAUCCAGACAACAUCGUGGUUGUGGGAUGGUCCUCCGGAGGGCAGCUGGCAUUGUCGACUGGAUGGACGGCACCAGAGAGAGGGCUUCGAUCGCCGAAUGCUAUCUUGGCUUUCUACUGUCCUACUGACUAUGAGGAUGACUGGUGGCAAUCUCCCAUUCAACCCGUUGGAGCAGAGGACUUGGGUGAAGAAUACGACGUUUUAGAGGCUGUCCAAGAUGAGCCUGUGAGCUUCCCUGACCACAUCAUGAAACCACCUUCAGCCGUCUUACUGACUUCUAUCAUGUGA
This is a messenger RNA of Colletotrichum aenigma, 5946 nucleotides long. It is a transcript of the gene mpas-1, whose product is annotated as Methylphloroacetophenone synthase. NCBI's taxonomy places the organism in Eukaryota, Fungi, Ascomycota, Sordariomycetes, Glomerellales, Glomerellaceae. The record is from RefSeq and is a predicted model, not a curated record. The coding region runs from base 1 to 5946 and encodes 1981 amino acids. The transcript has 3 exons. Gene Ontology annotation, biological process: fatty acid biosynthetic process; secondary metabolite biosynthetic process. Gene Ontology annotation, molecular function: 3-oxoacyl-[acyl-carrier-protein] synthase activity; hydrolase activity; fatty acid synthase activity.